AUGGUGUCGCUACGAUCCAGCAAAUGGGACUUUCUUCAGGACGAACCGGAGCUGGACGGAGACGAAAGCGGUUUUUCGCAAGCUAGUAGCUUGCGCGAGCAGGCAAAUGCUUUGGCCCACCAUGCACGGGAAGAGCAGGAGGCGCGGCCACGGCAGCAGCAUCUUUGCGAGGCCCUGGCAAUGUAUCGCAAAGCCGAUGCCCUGCUGGAGGGGCACAUCAAGGAGUCCGAGGAAGCCAGCUUGGCGCUUCAAUGCCGUCUGAAUGCAGCGUGCCUUGCCAUGCAGGUCGUUGGGCUCGCCGGAGCAGAAGAGAGACACCAGGCAGAAGCGGUCGCAACUCAGUUUGCAAACGCGGCACUGGAGAUUGAUCCAGAGAAUCCUCAUGCAGCACUCAUCCUGGCGCGCCUGGCAGGCAGUCGGAAGGGCUUGGCCGAGCAGCAUCUCCGAAAUGCGCAAGUUUGGGCGCAGAAGCGAAAGGAUGAGGAUGCAGCUGGUCAAGCCACAGAAUUGGCAAAGAGCUUGCGACCAGGAUGGCAGACGCAGGUUGAUUCGCCGUCUGUUUGGGUGCAGAAGGGGGCCGAACUCUUCAAGCGAGGUCAAACAAAGGAGGCCGAGUGCAUGUUGACGCAAGCAGUCGACUACUUGGACCGGAAGGAGAAUGGAGGUCCAAUAGACUCCCUUUCCACACAAACUGCGCGUGCACUGGCAUUUGAUGCGCUCGAGGUGUUGGCAGAGUGUCUAGCGGCCAGGAGAGACUUCGAGGGUUCCCUCCGAUGUGGCCGCAGAGCUGCCAGUUUGCUCGAAGCGGGUGUCACUCAGGUUCCUUUCUCGGAGCCCGAGUGUAGCAGGCGAGCAGGCCUUCUGAACCUGUCCUUGGGACAUGCUGCCGAAGCUGUCGGUGACAAGGAGGCGCUCUCCUUCUUUCGACGAGCAGCUCAAGCAUUGCAGAGGUCCAACUCGACACCCGCGUUGGAAGGAACGGCCCUACUUGAGUUUGGUCUCCGCCUGGCUCAGGAGUUCGAAGCUGGGGAUCCGAAUGCUUCUGACUUGGCCAUGCCCACUUUGGAGCGUGCGAUUGAGAAGCUAAAGCUUGCGCACGGUCUGCAGCUGAAAGGAAGGAAAGAUAAUCGCGUUGCAGUCGCGAGUUCCCAGACCCCGGCAGUCGCCUCUGAAAGACUUCUGAGGAGACAGCUCCAGGCACAGGUUUUGGCUGUCAGCAAGACCGUCGUCCGUGCGAUGGCACAUAUUGAUAGCGUGUGCAACAUCCGAGGGCUAAGCAGUCUUGCCCUGAAAGCUCAAUCGGAGAGGGGUUCUGUUUCUCGAGCCAUUUGUAAUAGAAUACUUCCUAAUUCAGCGGAGUGGGAGGGCUGA
Molecule: messenger RNA, 1371 nt
Organism: Symbiodinium sp. CCMP2592
Lineage: Eukaryota; Dinophyceae; Suessiales; Symbiodiniaceae
Source: the annotation of a GenBank genome assembly